ACCAAAACACGGGGCUAGCAUGAAACCUCACAUCACUUCAACACCACCAACAUUAUCAUUACGUGUAGCAUGUUAACUAGCAAGUGAAUAACCGGGACACUAAUGUUAGCUAUCUAACACAACACCAUGAAUUUAAGGGGACUCUUUCAGGACUUCAAUCCCAGUAAGUUCCUGAUCUACUCGUGCCUGCUGCUGUUCUCCGUGUUGCUGUCACUGAGGCUGGAUGGAGUCAUCCAGUGGAGCUACUGGGCCGUGUUCACCCCAAUAUGGCUGUGGAAACUAUUGGUCAUCAUCGGGGCCUCUGUGGGAACUGGAGUCUGGGCACACAACCCCCAGUACAGAGCUGAAGGGGAGACGUGUGUGGAGUUUAAGGCCAUGCUGAUCGCGGUUGGGCUCCACGUUCUGCUGCUGAUGUUCGAGGUGUUGGUGUGUGACCGCGUGGCGAGAGGAAACUACUUCUGGCUCCUCGUCUUCAUGCCUCUCUUCUUCGUGUCGCCCGUCUCUGUAGCAGCCUGCGUCUGGGGCUUCAGACACGACCGCUCCCUCGAGCUGGAGGUGUUGUGUUCAGUAAACAUCCUCCAGUUCAUCUUCAUCGCUCUGAGGCUCGACAGGAUCAUCAACUGGCCCUGGCUGGUGGUGUGUGUCCCACUCUGGAUCCUGAUGUCCUUCCUGUGCCUUGUCGUCCUGUACUACAUCAUCUGGUCGGUCCUCUUCCUCCGCUCCAUCGACAUCAUUGCCGAGCAACGGCGGACUCACAUCACCAUGGCAAUCAGCUGGAUGACCAUCGUGGUGCCCCUCCUCACCUUCGAGAUCCUUCUGGUGCACAAACUAGACGGCCACAACAGUCUGAGCUACGUGUGUGUGUUCGUGCCUCUGUGGCUCUCGCUGCUGACGCUCAUGGCUACAACAUUUGGUCAGAAAGGAGGAAACCACUGGUGGUUUGGCAUCCGUAAGGACUUCUGCCACUUCCUUUUGGAGCUCCUCCCCUUCCUGCGCGAGUACGGCAACGUCUCCUACGACCUCCAACGCAGCGACGACCCCGAGGCGGCCGAAGAUCUGCCCGUCCCCGAGCCGCCCCCGAAGAUCGCCCCCAUGUUCCACAAGAAGACGGGCGUGGUGAUCACGCAGAGCCCCGGGAAAUACUUCGUCCCGCCGCCUAAACUCUGCAUCGACAUGCCCGACUAACCAACCGCCGCAGACACACGCGUGCUGCUGUUCCUGAGUCAGGAAGCCAAACAAAAACAGCAGAGGACGUUUUGAGGGUUUUAUUGUUUUUAAAACCUGCUGUCCUGUGAAGGAUUUUGGGGGUCGCCUCACGUGGACUCUGCAUCAGCCAGAGGUGUCAAAUUAGAGCCAAUGCGGUGACAGAUGACCCCCCUCUCCUCCUCCUCCUCCUCCUCCUCCUCCUCCUUCCCUAAAUCUAUCAAACUUAGCAGACUUUGUUUUCUCACCUGCUUGGUGAAGCGUCACUGUUGCUUACUCCAAAUGUUAUCCUUUUUUUGGGGGGAGGAGGGUAAAAAGAAACUGAACUGACCACAUCGUCUCAUGAUAAACAUUUGAGUCGACACAACUGACAAGAGCUGGAUUUUGCUCUGGACUUUUAAAAUAUGUUGACUCUGUAAAACAGCAGGUAGAUCUCUGCUUUAGGUUCAAACGAGCGUCCAUCAGAAAAAAAGAGUGACGCCCGUCCUUUUCUUCGUGUUGGGGGACCAUCGGAGAAACCUCUCUAGCUUGAAUUCGGGAUCGGUGUAACCCUGUUGCUCCUGUUCCCAUUCUGGACCAUGCAGUUGGAGAAAGACGAGUGUGUGUGUGUGUGUGUGUGUACGCGCGGUUUAAAGGAAAAGUUCGGAUUUUUCCUCGUCUUUGUACAACACUCAUUUAAGCCUAUGUGUACUUUAAAUUAAGCUGCUGGUCUCUGUUUUCCUUCCUCUUCUAUAUCGGCCGUGAAGCGAUAACACUCCCAGUGUUUCCAGAUGAAUUAAAGACACUGGUCCCCCCCCCCCCCCCCCGGAGCUGGUUUAAGGAGGAAUCUCUUUAAACAGGGCCUUGAGGAACAAUUACAGCCACGAGUAACAGCUGUAAAUGUACAAUCGGCACCGGAGUAUUGUUUUAAAAACACUUGGAAAAAAUCUUCUCCUGUCCUUUAAAAGAAAGAAGAAGAAAAAAACAGAAUAAUGGAAAUGGCACUUUGUUAACUUCUUCCAAGAGUAGUCCUGUCUUUUUUUUUUCUUUUUGUAUUCCUGAUUAUCAUUAUUAUUAUUAUUAUUAUUAUUUUGUAAAUAACAGAAGUUGUCAAGUUAGGGACCAGAGUGGAGAUGGCAGGAUUUUAAAAAAAAGAGGUAAAAGGCAGACCUGGGAAAAAACAGUUUAAACAAAAACAAAAAAGGAGUCAUUGUAAUCAUUCUCUCCCGUUUUAAGGGUUAGGAUUAGUGCAAGUGAUCAAGAAUCAUUACAUAACAUCAAUACUUCAUUAAACAAAGUUUGUAAAACACAAUAGAGUCCUGUAAUUGGCUUUUUUUUUUUUUCCUUUCCUCCUUUUUUUUAUUAUCCGAACUUCCUUCCAAACAUAAUCUCACAGUAUGCAGCCGAUACUGUACCGACUCUCUGUAGCUCCCAGUGUGGGACUCAAAGCUCAUGUGUAGAAUGUUGAUGUGAUUAAGCAGCUUUCACGUUAUUCUGGUUGUUGAGAAGAAGAAAAAAAAGAAGACGAUUCCUGUUUUUUGAGGAGGAAGAGGAGGGUUGGACGUGUUUUACCAUCUGUGCUGCGUCUUAUUUUCCAGCUACGAGACAUCAAAUCGUACACAUAUCAGCUUUGACUUGAUGAAACAGCAAUGAAAAAAAAAAAAGAAAGUUGAAGGUACAUUUUUAUUUAGAUCUGAUGAGUAGAGAGAGUAUAACUCCUGAUACCCCCCCCCCCCCAUGUGUGUGUGUGUGUGUGUGUGUAUGUGCACAUUGCCAGAUUUCCUCAAAUGUAUCGACGUACUCAGAAAAAAGCAAAAACAUUCAUCCCCAUCUUCUUUUUUUUGUCUGUUUUUUUUUUUGACAGCCUGAUCGCUGGAUUGUCCGGCUUCCUGUGUGUAACUUUGUUUUCUACAUAUUGUCUUUUUUUUCUCCCCAUUAAAUCGGUCUGAUUUACUCAUUACUCUCCAUUUAUGCUGAAAGUUGAGCAACUCUGUUUUUCUUCUUCAGACGUCGCUUUUUCUUAAAAAAAAAAGAGUAUAUUUAUUUUAGAAGUAUAUUAAGAAGAGAAAAAGAUCCAUUCUCAAAUUGUUCUGCUUGAUUUUUCAAAUUUCUUCUUGUAUGACCAUUGAUCAUUGUUAUUUGUGAUGAUGAUGAUGAUGAUGAUGAUGAUGAUGUGCAUUGUACGGGACUGACACUUAAAAUCUGACAAGCGUUUGCUGGAUUCUCUCCGAUUAAAACUCAAGAAAUGCUGAAA
Molecule: messenger RNA, 3436 nt
Organism: Scomber scombrus (Atlantic mackerel)
Lineage: Eukaryota; Metazoa; Chordata; Actinopteri; Scombriformes; Scombridae
Gene: tmem185a
Product: transmembrane protein 185
Exons: 7
Coding region: 127-1185 (352 amino acids)
Source: RefSeq, a predicted model, not a curated record